Messenger RNA from Mollisia scopiformis, 1308 nucleotides. RefSeq lists its product as uncharacterized. The coding region runs from base 1 to 1308 and encodes 435 amino acids. The record is from RefSeq and is a predicted model, not a curated record. Lineage: Eukaryota; Fungi; Ascomycota; Leotiomycetes; Helotiales; Mollisiaceae. The transcript has a single exon.
AUGUGGGAGAGGAGUCGUGUGGAGGAACUUGAUAGCGAUGAUACAGAUACACAGGGCGUUGGGUUGCAUUCUGAAUUCAAACGAUUUUCUAGCGAUACACUUCAAUUCACGGGCAUAGAUUUGGGUUCGACCACUAGGGCGCGGAAAACUUACACUCUUCAGGAUUCGGAAGUGUCUGAUAGCGAUUCGGCGGAGUCUGAAUUUGAGGGGACAGAUGCUUUGCAGAUUGCUAUGCGGGAUAAGGAGGAAGCGCUUGUACAGUCUGCGCUUACUCGAAUUCGCCGAGCUCAGGAAAAAGGGAAGAAGGAGGUCAAGCUGAACAAGGCGGAAGUUGAUGCAUUGGAAAGACGGCGGAAGCGAAUGCAAGCUGCUGCCACAACCAAGCAGAGAAAGGCAAGUGGAUCAAGUGGUGGAAGCGAGACUGAGAGAAGACGACGAAGUGAUAGGAAUAUUACAAUUCCUAUUGCUUCCCAGCCAAACAGUCGUCCAAGCAGCAGCAGCCGCAAGACGUCGAAGAGCACGUCCAAGAGACCUGGUGAUGCAACUCCACCAGUCAUGCUGGUUGCAGGCCCAGAUGGAUUGGCAUAUGCUCCAUCUGCGACUUAUGUCCCACCAGUGGCCAGUGGCAGUCGAAAUUCGCCCACGCGUCCUCGCUCAGCUAGCACUCAACAAUUGCGAGGUGCACCGGCACCUUACUUCACUUACCAACAACCUCGACACAUCUCAGAAGGCAAUCGACCUCCGUCCUCAUCUAGCACUUCCUCUCGGCGACCUCUUCCUGAUGACGAGAAUUGGGAACCUUCUUCUCGUCGCAGCUCGGCCUCUUCUCAAAACUACACUCUCAAUCCUUUCGAGUACCAAAUUUCCUCUGACGCACCACCACCUAUUCCAGCUCAGUACCUAUCACAAUCUGGAUCUCAACCUCAACCUCGACGCAAUGUCUCUGGACCCGCGGAUGUUUCAUAUGCGUCUGUACGAAGGAGUAUGCCACCACCUCAAACCACAGGCACAGGAUCUUAUCCUUUCUCAUCAAGAGGACCCGCAAACUCUGAUCCCAGCAUCCCUCGUCGACGAGCUGACUACGACUACGACCUCCGCGACCGAGAGCGCGGUCCGGAAAGAGAAGAAAUCAACCUCGUAAGCAGCAGCGAAGAAGAUGAAGAAGACGAGAGCGACGACCUCGGCAACGGAGUCCAAGUCUUUGUGGACGAGAGAGAAGAGCGAGCUAGAGAUCGUGAUAGGCCUGUGAGUAGGAAACCAGUUGCUGGUGAUGGGCGGGGAAGUGCGAGGAGGAAGGGGAAAAGAUGA